AUGGACUUGACGAGCCAAGAGAGCAUUUCUCUUUGCCAUGAAUCAAUGAAUGGCUCUUGUCCCAAAUACACCUAUCCAGUGGUUAUUCGUAUCUCUCUCUAUGUUUUUUUUGGAAGCUCAGCAGUGCUAACAGUGGUUGGUAACCUGCUUGUCAUCACAACUGUUGUACAUUUCAAACAGCUCCAUACACCCACAAACUACCUCAUUCUAUCUCUAGCUGUGUCAGACCUAUUGUUGGGUGGCUUUGUCAUGCCUCCUAGUAUGAUCAGGUCUAUAGAGUCAUGUUGGUAUUUUGGGGAGUGGUUCUGCAAAAUUCACACCAGCACAGAUGUGAUGUGUUGCACAGCCUCCAUUUUGAACCUGUCAUUAAUUUCUAUUGAUCGAUAUUAUGCCAUAAGCCAACCUCUCCAGUACAAGUCUAAGAUCACUGGCUCUGCAAUAACAGUUAUGAUUUCGAUAAGCUGGGGCAUAUCUGCAAUAGUGGGUUUUGGGAUGGUGUUCCUAGAGCUCAAUAUUUUGGGUAUUGAGGAAUUCAAUAAUAAUGUCACAUGUAUGGGUGGUUGUAUUUUGUUACAAAGUGUUGCAUCAAGUACGGUUUCAUCUUUGUUGUCUUUUUACAUCCCCGGAGUAAUUAUGCUUUGUAUCUAUCUGAAAAUCUUUCUCAUUGCACAGCAACAGGCACGGUCCAUUCUUGACAAAUGUAUGCAAGGUAGGAGGACUGGGAGACAAACCGCUGUGAGUAAAAUGGAAAGGAAGGCCACCAAAACUCUUGCAAUUAUCAUGGGAGUAUUUCUGUCUUUCUGGCUUCCAUUCUUUAUUUGCAACAUAAUUGAUCCUCUAAUUGGGUACCUAAUCGCCCCCUUAUGGUUUGAUAUGGUAGUGUGGAUUGGGUAUUUUAAUUCAACAUUUAAUCCUCUUGUAUACGCACUGUUUUACAGCUGGUUUAGGAAAGCGUUCAGAAUUAUUUUACUUGGAAAAGUUUUUCAGAGGGAUUCAUCAAACACACAUUUGUUUACAGAGUGA
This is a messenger RNA of Sardina pilchardus (European sardine), 1023 nucleotides long. Its product is annotated as trace amine-associated receptor 1-like. The transcript has a single exon. Gene Ontology annotation, cellular component: dendrite; plasma membrane. The record is from RefSeq and is a predicted model, not a curated record. Gene Ontology annotation, molecular function: G protein-coupled serotonin receptor activity; trace-amine receptor activity; neurotransmitter receptor activity. Gene Ontology annotation, biological process: chemical synaptic transmission; G protein-coupled receptor signaling pathway, coupled to cyclic nucleotide second messenger. The coding region runs from base 1 to 1023 and encodes 340 amino acids. Lineage: Eukaryota; Metazoa; Chordata; Actinopteri; Clupeiformes; Clupeidae.